AACUAUAUGCGUUACUACUACUGUUAUUCAUCCUUGGACCAGCAGGAUGUCUUCAGAUAAAUCUAAACGCUCUAAUGAAAGGCACACUGGAUCAAAUAAUCAUACCAAAUAUAAAAGGUCAACAGGAAAGGCCAGGCAUAAGGCCAGGAGUAAGGCCAGGAAGACCAGGAAUAAACCGAGUUGACAUAAACUCGAUUGGGAAAAUUGGCAUUGCAGGAAUUACUAGAAUAGACGUAGCCCAAAAAGCACCUUCGAGAAAGGCUAUAGAAACAGCAUUAAAGACAGCUACCGCAAAAGUCAGGAAAGAUGACAGAACGGAACAAUUAUUGAGAAAAUUUGAUACACCAGACAUCCGGACAGAAGGUUUCGGUCCGCAUUUACUUACCAGUCUCGAAGCCAUAGAAAUAAGUGAAAAUGCCCAGGUCAUGAUAGAAACUGCAAAGAAUGCCGUGAAAAAGUUAAGAAUUGAUAAAAGCCAGCGUAGAAAGGUCUUGGAGCAAAUACCAGAUGGUAUUCUUAACAAAAUAAAGAAACAAACAAGCUGCCCAUUUGGAGCAGUACAAUGUGACCCGACUUCUAAAUAUAGAACAGCUGAUGGCUCAUGUAAUAACCUGGCUAACCCAUUAUGGGGAAAGUCCCAUACACCUUUUGAAAGGUUUAUACCUAGUUUUUAUGAGGAUGGUUUGGAUGAUCCAAGAGCCACUGAUGUAUUUGGUGACCCCCUCCCUCUAGCCAGAGACAUCAGUGUCAAAGUUCACACCGUCAGUGACUCAACAACUCAGAUGAACGAUUUGAGCCAUUUUAGUAUGGAGUUUGGCCAGUUUAUCAGUCACGAUAUACAGAUGAAUGCUUUGUCUAAAGGACAAUAUUUGUCUAAUCUGAACUGCUGUUCGUCUCCGCAAAGGCGAAAUUGUUUUCCCAUUCCAUUGCCAACGAAUGAUCCAUUUUACAGCACCUUUAACAGAACUUGCAUGAACUUUGUAAGAGCACUCGGAACAACUAAUUUGGAAUGCACACUAGGACCACGACAACAGUUGAAUAUGAAUACACAUUAUUUGGACGGUUCUGCUGUUUAUGGUUCGAAUAAAGUAACUGCCGAUAGUCUUCGUCAAUUUUCUGGUGGUCGAUUGAAAACUUCUACCAACAAUCAGCUGCUCCCUAAAGACAUACCAAACAAAUCAUCAUGUAUCUUACCAGCAAAUCCAAAUAUAAAGUGUUUUCAAGCAGGCGAUCCCAGAGUUAACCAACAACCAGCCUUGAUUGCAUUACAAACUAUAUGGAUGAAAGAACACAAUCGCAUAGCUAACACACUAACACAGUCGAAUGGAUGGACUGAUGAAAAGGCGUACCAAGAAGCCAGAAAAAUUAUUGGUGCCAUGAUACAACACGUAACCUAUAAUGAAUAUUUACCCCAUAUCCUUGGUGAUCAGCAAAUGAUAGAUCUAGAUUUGAAACCAAAAUCAUCCGGAUAUUUUACUCACUAUGAUACCACGACAAAACCACAGAUUAGGAAUGGUUUCUCAGCCGCAGCUUUCAGAUUUGGGCAUAGCAUGGUCAGACAGAGAUUAGCAUAUAAUGGCCCAUUACAUUCUAAUCAAAACCCGCUACUUCAUAAUGAAUUCCUACGACCAGAUAAGAUAUAUGAUGUAAAUGGCGGAAUAAGUUCUGUAACAAGGGGUCUUUAUGAAGAAUUUUCGCAAAAGGUCGACAGAAAAAUGACCAAGGAACUAACCGAAAGACUCUUUGAGAGAACACAUGGUUUUGGUGGUGACCUUGCAGCCGUUAAUGUACAACGAGGAAGAGAUCACGGUAUAGCUAGUUAUAAUAUUUGGAGAAUGGUCUGUGAAUUGACACCUGCCGAUGAUUUUACCGCUGGCGUGUCGGGAGGUUUAGAGCAUCAUUCGACAGCCGAAGCACUGGCACUUGCAAACACUUACAGUUCGCCAUGGGACAUCGACCUAUUUACCGGUGGCGUUUCGGAGACCCCAAUAUCAGGAGGGAAAGUCGGACCUACUUUUGCCUGUAUGAUAGGAUUGCAAUUUCGUGCCUUGAAAUUUGGUGAUCGAUUCUUUUAUGAAGGUAAUACUAACGUAAAGUUUACCCCAACACAGCUGACAGAAAUCAAGAAGGCAACUAUGGCUAGAAUUAUUUGCGAAAAUACCAACAUCAACAGCAUUCCAAGAGAUGUUUUCAGAAAGACUACCUCUAGUAAUCCCGAGAUAAGUUGUUCUUCCCUGCCAGAAUUGAAUCUUCAGAAAUGGAAAAAUUGUGUUGAUGGCGGAUGGUCAGGAUUUGUAAAGAAAAACAGAUGUGUAAAAAUGAGAGUUUGUAACAACCCAAAACCAAACAGCUGUGGGAAAAAGUGUGUAGGGUCACCAGUAGAAUUCACUUGUCUUAAUAAUAUUAAAAAACUCAAAAAUAUCAAACUACCAAAUAUCAAUGGACUCCCGAAUAUCGAAAGACCAAGCAUAACUUUACUCAGGAAUAUCAAAAGACUCCAAAGCAGAAGGAGAAAAGGUUAAUAUCAUUUAUAAAUUGACAUUCAGAUAGUUAGAUUUAGUGCUGAUUAAGAAAAAUGCUCAGUCGUCAUGUCAAACUUAACUAACAAAAACGAGCCACAAGACUGUACGAAACAUUAACACACUAGUAAACAUUUAUACAACAUCAUGGCAUUCCCUAAAACAAUUCACUAUAUUUUGAACAGACAUAACAGGAUGGAAUAUUCAAUUUUUUUUUGGCAAAAGACACUGAAAAAAAGGUGAGAAAACUUGGGAAAUAUGAAAGAUAUAAACAGUUAUACUUAUCUCAUGGAUACACACGAAGGGAUAAGAGCGAAUGGUAUCAUUUAAAAUCUAUGACGUAAUUCCAUAAUGUUGGAAUGAAAGAAGGUGUGGUGGACUGAGAAAAACAAACGACAAUAGCUCGGUCAUUUUUUUCUUAAACUAACAAUUACUGAAACAUUCACGCUGCAGUCGUUACAAACAAUUCUAAUGACAAAUUGAUUUGGGCUGUUCUUUCUUUUGCUAGAUACUAUUUUAUCUAUAUCUGAUUAACAUCUUACUCUAUAAUAAAUGUUUUUCUUUUUAUAUCUUGUUUAAAUUGAUUUAACUUGUUCUUUCUAUUG
Molecule: messenger RNA, 3124 nt
Organism: Mytilus californianus (California mussel)
Lineage: Eukaryota; Metazoa; Mollusca; Bivalvia; Mytilida; Mytilidae
Product: peroxidase-like
Exons: 11
Coding region: 75-2522 (815 amino acids)
Biological process (GO): response to oxidative stress
Molecular function (GO): heme binding; peroxidase activity
Source: RefSeq, a predicted model, not a curated record